Rhodamnia argentea is the source of this 1332-nucleotide messenger RNA. RefSeq names its product 3-dehydrosphinganine reductase TSC10A. Gene Ontology annotation, molecular function: 3-dehydrosphinganine reductase activity. The transcript is spliced from 5 exons. Bases 38 to 1015 code for a protein of 325 amino acids. Gene Ontology annotation, cellular component: endoplasmic reticulum membrane. NCBI's taxonomy places the organism in Eukaryota, Viridiplantae, Streptophyta, Magnoliopsida, Myrtales, Myrtaceae. The record is from RefSeq and is a predicted model, not a curated record. Gene Ontology annotation, biological process: sphingolipid biosynthetic process.
UAGGUAUUUUCCGUAGUAUUAUUGGAGCUCUCCGACCAUGGCGGCGCUCUCCCUCCUCUCCCUCCUCCUCCUCAUCCUCCUCCUCCCUCUCUCCCUCCUCCUCCUCCUCUCCCUCAUCGUCCGCCCCCGCCCCGUCAAGAUCCCCCUCAAGAACCGCCACGUCUUCAUCAGCGGCGGCUCCAGCGGCAUCGGCCUCUCCCUCGCCCUCCGCGCCGCCGCGGAGGGCGCCCGCGUCUCGAUCCUCGCCCGGUCCCAGGACAAGCUCGAGGAGGCGAAGCAGGCGAUCCAGCUCGCCACCGGCAUCGACGUCGCCACCUUCUCGGCCGACGUCCGCGACUUCGACGCCGUGAGUCGCGCCGCGGAGAAGGCCGGGCCGGUCGACGUGCUGGUGGUGAACCAGGGGGUGGUCGUCCCCGAGGAACUGGCCAAGCAGGAGUUGGACGAGAUCAAGUUCAUGAUAGACGUCAAUCUGAUGGGCAGCUUCAACAUGAUCAAGGCAUUUUUGCCGGCGAUGAAAGCUAGGACCGACCGUAGGCCGGCUUCAAUUGCCCUCGUGUCCUCUCAGGCCGGUCAGGUGGGGAUCUACGGUUACACUGCUUACUCCGCAAGCAAAUUCGGGCUCCGAGGAUUAGCAGAAGCACUACAACAAGAGAUCAUUGCCGAUGACAUUCAUGUUUCGCUUGUUUUCCCAUCAGAUACCGAUACUCCUGGAUUGGUGGAAGAAAAUAAGAGGAGACCUCCGCUAACGAACAUAAUAGCUGCUUCUUCUGGUACAAUGAAAGCGGAUGAAGUUGCAGAGAAGGCUUUAAGUGGGAUUAAAUGUGGCAGUUUUAUUGUGCCUUGCAACUUUGAGGGCCAAUUGCUAGCAAUUGCGACUGCUGGUUUGUCUCCUCAAAGAUCAUACAUCAUGGCAUUCGUGGAAGUGGUUGGUGCUGGUAUUCUCCGUCUUGCCGGUCUGUUCUUCCAGUGGAACUGGUAUAGCAGUAUAGAAAAGUGGCAUGCGCAAAAUAAGUAGUGACCUGUAAGUUUCCUGCAGCGAACCUCCUCGAUGCCGGGUUGUUUUGCCUUUUGUUGCUGCUGUCAUUGCUUUGAGUUUUGUUGUCACGAUGACCAUAUAUGUGAUGCUUUUAGUUGAUCUCUGUAUUGCCUGAGAUACCCUUGUCAUUUUGUAAUAUGAUGAGAAUUUGUAGAAAGUAGAUGAAUUCAGAUGCUCGAUUGUUUCAUUUCGUAUCUCUUGGAUUGCUAGAUAAAGAGAAAUAUGCCAUGUCUGUAGCAGGAUGACCAUAUGAUAUGCUUUUUCAUCCCAAAAUAAAUCGUCAAAGUUGCUUUCUG